AUGGUAAGUGGAAUGGCCCAAAACGGCGCCGUUGAGAGAAGGUACUGUGGCCUUGUCGGAAGCUGUGUCACUCCAGCUAAGACAUCAUCAUCAUCGUCAAUUCAUUGCAAGAAGAGAAGAGAAGACACUGUUGGGGGCUCAGCCGCGGGUGGGUCCCAUCGCCUUCCCUCAACUGGCCCCAUUCACCGCUUACUCAUAAUUUCCUCUUACUUUAUUAUUUCUGCAAAUUCUACUGUGUGCGAUGCGAUGUCUGUCUGUCUGUCUUUGAUGUUGUCCACGAUUCUUCAUACUUGUGUGUCAGCUUUGAGCUGGGUUACUCUUGCUGACUUGCUGUUCAAUCUCCAAAUCCCGAUAAUAUUCGGCCCGAUUAGCAUGUCGGGCCUUUACAAUCCCAACUUCUCCCCUGCGAGGGCUGCUUCUCCACAAAUUAGAAGCACAUCAGACGUAGACAGCAACCAGUAUUUGUCGGAGCUUUUGGCGGAGCAUCAAAAGAUUGGCCCUUUCAUGCAAGUCCUUCCCAUCUGUAGCAGACUCUUGAAUCAAGAAAUGUUACGGGUUACUGGGAUGAUGCCGAAUCAAAGCUUUGGCGAAUUUGAGAGAUUAAGACAUAGAAGUCCCAGCCCAAUGGCUUCAUCAAACCUUCUAUCUAAUGUUGCUGGGACAGGAUUAGCUAGCUGGAAUGGACUUCCUCAUGAGAGAUUGAGUGGGCCUCCUGGAAUGUCGAUGGACUGGCAAGGAGCACCAGCAAGUCCCAGUUCAUACACUGUGAAAAGGAUUUUGCGCCUAGAAAUUCCUGUGGACAACUAUCCUAAUUUCAAUUUCGUUGGGCGACUCUUGGGACCUAGAGGAAAUUCAUUGAAACGAGUGGAAGCCUCCACAGGAUGCCGUGUUUAUAUUAGAGGAAAAGGUUCAAUAAAGGACCCUGACAAGGAAGAGAAGUUACGUGGAAGACCAGGCUAUGAGCAUCUUAAUGAGCCACUCCAUAUCCUGAUUGAGGCUGAUUUACCAGCCAACAUUGUCGACAUCAAACUGAGACAAGCCCAGGAGAUAAUAGAAGAACUGCUGAAGCCAGUGGAUGAAUCACAAGACUAUAUAAAGAGGCACCAGUUACGUGAGCUAGCCCUGCUAAAUUCCAAUUUUAGAGAAGAGAGCCCUGGACCAAGUGGCAGCGUAUCACCUUUCAAUACUAGUGGAAUGAAACGUGCAAAAACAGGACGUUGAGUUGCAAAAUCCCUAAAGCUGUGUUCUGUCAUCAACUGAGUCAUACUUGUCACGUGUCAUUUAUGACAUCUAGGCAAACAGGAUAUUGUGGUUGAUGCGUGAUUGGUUUUCUUUGUUCCUAGUGUCUCGAAUGGAAUACAGAAACAGAGAGGUGGGAGAAGACCAAAAAAACAAAAUGAAGAUUCUUAAAUUUGUUGAUCUUAAAGUGGGCUAUGGCUAUGGCUAUGUUUGUUUUUGCAACUUCAUUCAUUGAAUUGAUUCUUGUGUUAGUGUGUGAUAUAUUGUUAUUGUUAUUGGUACAGAGUAGCUUCAAGAAGUCACAGAUUUUGUAAUCAAUUCGUCACCACAGACUACUAUUUUAAACUUGAUUUUGGGACACACUUAAAGCUUCAGCAAGGUCUAAUGUGUUGUUAAAAACAGUCAGUUGUGUGCAGUGAGGCAGGUUUUGCUGGCAGACAAGUAUGAUGUCUUCAGUUAUUUCAUUUUUCCAGUACAUGAUUUGUGGCUGUAUAAUGUCAUAAAUGUUUCAUCUGUUUCAUUGCUUUGCCUUUGUACUAUAUAAUAUAUUAUUAGACUUUGAAGGCUGUUUUUUGCUACACUCUGAGGAAUUAUUCUACCAGUUGAUUGUUA
This is a messenger RNA of Striga asiatica, 1851 nucleotides long. NCBI's taxonomy places the organism in Eukaryota, Viridiplantae, Streptophyta, Magnoliopsida, Lamiales, Orobanchaceae. The record is from the annotation of a GenBank genome assembly.